AUGUCACAGUGUCAAUUGUUAAUAUGGGAUAAAGGUAUACCAAAUACCGUUCAGUGCGCGAUAUCCAAUCCGUUAAAAUGGUUCAUUAAUGAAAAUGUAUUAAAUACUACUGAUUCAACGUACAGGAAAAUUUAUGGAUAUGUACCGAAUGGCAGGCACCUUUAUGUAUAUCAUCCAAAACAUAAUCAAGUGAUCAAAUGUUCGGGGAAUUUAACCUCGUAUUGCUAUCGUAUAAUUUUAAAUGGAUGUCUUCCUAAGACAUGUCAAAAUAAUGGCCGAUGCAAAAUGAUUGAUUCGAAUACGCCAAUUGAACGAGUAACUUGUACGUGUAAAUAUCUCACGAAGGGAUACAAAUGCAAUGAAAAAUAUGAAAGCAUGGCAUGGGUAACCUUAUUACUUUGGUUAGCUGUCUUAUUCGAAAUAAUAAUGAUCAUUGGAGCAAUUUAUCGUAACGAGAAUCAAAGAAUUUAUAAAGGUGUAAUCAAUCGUCGUUUUGUGGAUAUAAUUGGUGAGCCUGAUGAAUUAUUCCGAUGA
Loa loa (African eye worm) is the source of this 534-nucleotide messenger RNA. RefSeq lists its product as hypothetical. The coding region runs from base 1 to 534 and encodes 177 amino acids. Lineage: Eukaryota; Metazoa; Nematoda; Chromadorea; Rhabditida; Onchocercidae. The transcript has 5 exons. The record is from RefSeq and is a predicted model, not a curated record.